This is a messenger RNA of Phragmites australis (common reed), 1362 nucleotides long. RefSeq lists its product as uncharacterized. The record is from RefSeq and is a predicted model, not a curated record. Gene Ontology annotation, molecular function: lipid binding. Bases 301 to 1098 code for a protein of 265 amino acids. The transcript is spliced from 3 exons. NCBI's taxonomy places the organism in Eukaryota, Viridiplantae, Streptophyta, Magnoliopsida, Poales, Poaceae.
UCCACCACCUCACCGCCCUCUCUGUCACUGCCAAUCUCCAUGCGCCCCAAUCACUGCAUCUGGCUCCACCUCCAUUUCAUCCCCUUCUCCUCUCCUCUCGAAACCCAGCUCUCAAGUCUCCAUUUCUAUAAAGGCUACACCUGCUCCAUCCAUUUCCAAUAUACCUUACACCUAUAAAGCUCCAUUUCAUUCAUUCCUGAAGUCUCGUCUCAUCUCAUCUCAUCACAUUCAGCCAUCGGCGUAUCAUCACAAGCACAAGCAGAAGCCGGCGGCUUUCACAGCCCUGAGAGCAGAGCCAGCAUGAGCAGUGGUGGCUCUCUGACCUCCCCUUCUUCAGCAGCCUGCUCCAGAUCAUGGUCUAUAAGUGAGGAUUCGCUGAGGAGGUACGUGAGCUACGCGAGCGAGAGCUGCAUCCAGGAGCUGCUGGCCGCGUCGGACUCCGGCCGGGGCGGCGACGACGACGACGACGGGUGGAAAGUGCUGGCGUACCGGAACGGGGUGGAGAUAUCGAGGCGGCGGACGAGGCCGGCGCACGUGUUCCGCAGCCGGUGGCUGCUUCACGCCGUCUCGCCGGAGCAGUUCAUGGCCGUCGCCAACGCUGUCGACGCCGCCAAGCAAUGGGAGUCAGACCAUCUGGUGGAGGCUUCGUACAUCAAGGAGCUGGGCGACGAACUGAGCAUCAUCCACCUCAAGUUCGGCGACGCCUCCACCAGGCGCCCCGCCCGGCGCCGCCACCUCGUCGUCUACGAGCGCCGCCAGGCCAUGGAUGACGGCACGCUCGUCGUCGCCGUGGCGUCGCUGCCCAAGGAGAUCGCCGCGGGGCUACUGCCACUGGCGGGCAAGGGCCGCGGCGGCAGCAGCUCCGUGGGCCGGGGCCUUCUGCUGCAGUCCGGCUGGGUCGUCGAGAAGCUGGACGACGACGGCAACUCGUGCGUCGUGACGUACGUUGUGCAGCUGGACCCGGCUGCCGGGUGGCUGCCACGGUGCCUCGUCAGCCGGCUCAACAGCAAGCUGGUCAUGAUCAUCGACAAGCUCAGGAGGAUGGCGCAGGCCACCGUGCCUGCCGCCGCCGGUUGCAACGCCGCCGACGAUGUGUGAUGACGAUCGAUCGAGAGCAGCAUCAGUUGCAUGCGUAGUUUUUACCUAAGUAAAUACUAUGGUUUUGUAGAAACGGAGUGCAUGUUGAGAUGUCCGGACGUAUCACAGACGAGGGAUGCCGCGCAUCUAUAUAGUACUAUCGAUCAUACUAUGUGAGUGAGAUUGUGAGAAUAUGAUAUGUUUGUGUGUGUGAUUGUACGUACGAACGUACUCUGCCUUUGCAAACGGCUGCCCGCAGCAUUGUAACUGCGAACGGCUGUUCGA